Molecule: messenger RNA, 1395 nt
Organism: Helianthus annuus (common sunflower)
Lineage: Eukaryota; Viridiplantae; Streptophyta; Magnoliopsida; Asterales; Asteraceae
Product: crocetin glucosyltransferase, chloroplastic
Exons: 1
Coding region: 67-1383 (438 amino acids)
Molecular function (GO): UDP-glycosyltransferase activity
Source: RefSeq, a predicted model, not a curated record
UAUAUCUAGGCUCAUAAUGUAAUACUACCUUAGUCUGCAUUAUCACCACCGUCGCCACUCGCCACCAUGCCAGUCGGCCGGAAAAUCCUGAUUGUUUCCUACGCGGGCGCCGGCCAUAUCAACCCGUCCCUCACAUUCGCGGACCGCCUGCGUAAAAUGGGUGUGGAUGUCACCAUUUCCACAAGCUUUUUUGUCCUAAAAAACAUCAAAGAUAAAGAAACCACCCCUCAUGGCCUAACCUUUGCACCAUUCUCUGAUGGCCAUGACAAUGGCAUACAACCAACCACCACCCUGCAGCAGUUCAUCUCCGACUUCGCUACAAACGGUGCACGUUCCGUUGGAGAAACCAUCACCUCCGCGGUGGCUGCAGGUCAACCGUUUGACCACUUGGUAUACACAAGUGGCAUACCUUGGGCCGCAAAAGUGGCCCAAGCCCACAAACUCAAGUCCAGUCUCCUUUGGUGCCAACCAGCCACUGUUUUGAAUAUUCAUUAUUACUACUUCAACGGCUACGAAAACUUGAUAGCCGAUAACAUGAAUAACGCAUCUUUUCCGAUCGAGUUACCCGGACUGCCAUCACUAACUACGGCUGAUCUGCCUUCGUUUUACUCGCCGUCUAGACCGAAGGAACACGACUUUUUGAUGCAAGUUUUGGAAGAUCAUGUUGAUGCACUUAAAACUGCCCCACGAGUGCUCGUAACAAGUUUUAACGAGCUAGAAAUCGAAUCCAUCACAGCAAGCGAGCAACUUGAGUUCCUUCCGAUUGGACCCUUGAUCCGAUCGGAUGGAAAAGAAAACGACGAAUGCAUACGAUGGUUGGACACAAAAUUGGAAGCAUCAGUCGUGUACGUUGCAUUUGGAUCGCAGGCGAUUUUAUCGAUGGAACAAGUGGAGGAGAUAGCAAUCGGGUUGGUAACUAGCAGCCGGCCAUUUCUAUGGGUGAUACGCGAUAGCGAGCAAGCACGAAGAGUAAGCAAAACCGCGCAACUGCAAACACAGGGGAUGAUCGUUGAGUGGUGUUCUCAAGUUGCCGUGUUGAACCACCGAUCAAUUGGGUGUUUCGUGACGCAUGGUGGGUGGAAUUCCACGAUAGAGGCGUUAGUGGCCGGUGUUCCGACGGUGGUGUUUCCACAAUGGGCGGAUCAGCCAACGAACGCGAAGAUGAUUGAAGAUGUAUGGAAAACAGGGGUGAGGGUGACGAGGCGGGGGGACGGGGUGGUGGACGGGAAGGAGAUUGAUAGGUGUUUGCAAAAGGUGAUGACCGGAGAUGACGGUGGUGAGAUGAGGAGAAACGCACGUAAAUGGCGGGAUUUGGCAACCGAAGCUCUCGAAAACGGCGGAUCCUCCACCGUUAACCUGCAAGCUUUCGUGAAUGAUGUUUGAAAUCGCAAGAAA